Messenger RNA from Vitis riparia (riverbank grape), 2130 nucleotides. RefSeq names its product protein disulfide isomerase pTAC5, chloroplastic. The transcript has 6 exons. Lineage: Eukaryota; Viridiplantae; Streptophyta; Magnoliopsida; Vitales; Vitaceae. The record is from RefSeq and is a predicted model, not a curated record. The coding region runs from base 45 to 1121 and encodes 358 amino acids.
UGCUUGUUUCAUCUCAUCCCAAGACGCAAUUCAAUUCCCAUGCCAUGACUUCCUCUUUACCUCUCCCUUCAAACCCUCCUCUCACUCCUCUCAACCACAGACCCCGCACUCGCCUUCCUUUCACUCUUAAUCUCACUCCAACCCCCAAAUUCCACAUCUCUGCCACUUCUUCAUCUUCCAAUUGGGAGAGAGAAGAGGCUCGGUGGCUCCGAGAAGAACAACGCUGGCUCCGAGAAGAGCAGCGAUGGUUGCGAGAAGAGUCUCGCUGGACCACCGAACGCCAAUCCCUGCUCCGAGAGAUUUCCGAGCUCAAAUUCCGAGUCCAGCAACUGGAGCACCAGAGUUCGGUGUCCGCAUCCAUUCCCGACAUCGCUGCGCUGUUGCAGCUGCGCAAGGAUUCCGCGGAAGUGGCUAGGAUCGCGGAGAGCGGGUCGAGUGCGCUUCCUAUGGUUUUGGAGUCGAAGGAGGUGAAGGAGGAGAAAGUUGGAGACAAGAAAAAGAGGAAGACGUUGAGGGUAGGUUCUGAAGGAGAAGAGGUUCGGGCAAUGCAGGAAGCACUUCAAAAUUUGGGAUUUUAUUCUGGUGAGGAAGAUGUGGAAUUUUCCAGCUUCUCAAGUGGGACUGAGCGAGCUGUAAAAACUUGGCAGGCAUCAUUAGGUGCUCCUGAGAAUGGCAUUAUGACUGCAGAACUCUUAGAAAGAUUAUUUAUGGAGCAACAUAUUGAAGCUGCUGGCUUGAAAAGAAACAUAGACCCAAAAGAAAAUGAUGCAUCUCCACCAAAGUUGCUUCUGUUGGUUAUUCAGGAGGGUGUAAAUGGCGCUCCAGUUGCUUCUGUAACAGAAAUAUCAGAAAUUCAGCAAAAAGUUCUAAAGGAAGAAGGAUUCACAGAAGUUGAGGUAUCUCAACAGCGUGUUUUUCUUCUUGGAGAGAACCGGUGGGAAGAACCCUCUAGGCUUGUUGGCAGGGACAAAAAGGGUGGUGGAAACAAGCCCAAGGAUGCUACAACAAAGUGUCUGACUUGUCGUGGGGAGGGCCGAUUAAUGUGUACAGAAUGUGAUGGAACUGGUGAGCCAAACAUCGAACCACAGUUUUGUGGUGCAGUUUCUGGACUGGGUAGAUGAAGGGGUCAAGUGUCCAUACUGUGAAGGCCUUGGACAUACAAUAUGUGAUGUAUGUGAAGGAAAAACCACGAUAUAGGUGUAAGGCGCAGUUACUCAUACCUCGAUGUCUGUAUUAUAUAGUCAUUGAUUAUUUUACAGUCAUAGACAUAGGUAUGGUAAAAGAAAUGAGAUACACAACAAUUUUACAACAGAAUGGUCGUGGGCAUGUCGCCGAAAAUGUUCAUUUCUGAUAUGUGAAGCCACGGUCUAUUAAAGUCUUUCCACCACUUCCAGUCUUCAACCCGGCUUUACACUUCCGAAACUACACAAACAGUGGACCUUGUUUUCCAUUGUACCUGCGGCUCUCCAUUGCCCUAUUUGCUGAUAGGGGUAGAACUACCAGCACUGUCACAAAGCUUCCACCUGGCAGGUUUGGAGGAACUUAAGAUUAUUGUAGCUGACGGGAGUGGAUGGCUCAGGCCAGAGAUGGACAUUCUUGAUAACAUCGUGGGGGGGUGCUGGUUGCUGGUUGCAGGCUAUAGUGCAGUAGCCACUACCAUAACCUUCCUUAUACAACACACUGGAGAGGGACCCAACAUCCAGGAGACGAUCCUCAAAGUAAAUCCUCUUACGUGCUCCUUUAGCUUGGAUUGAAUUGGGUGUCCUCUUCCUCCUACGGAUCAACAGAAAAAAAAAAAAAAAAAAAAAAGAAGAUGAAAAAGGAUGGCCCAGUUAGUCCACCCCUCUGAUAAUCAAAUUAACCAUGGAAUGAAGUGAGAGGACAAUAGAUAAAAAAUGAAAUGUUUUCGUAUCUUUCUUUCCAAAACUGAGGCCUCUUUUUAUAAUUUCUUUUUGGUAGGUCGUUCAUGGAAAGGUAAUGAAAGAUGGUGUCGGCUAGUGUUAAAUGAUUUUGGUUACAUCCAUCUUGAAGGCUCUUCCCAUUAUGUGAUUGAUAUGAAAUAACCUUUAAGGUUUUGACCAUUAUGUGAUUCAGCCCUUUAUCAAAGGUCAAAUUCUACGACCUGCAAUA